This is a messenger RNA of Epithele typhae, 336 nucleotides long. RefSeq names its product tubulin binding cofactor A. Gene Ontology annotation, molecular function: beta-tubulin binding. Gene Ontology annotation, biological process: tubulin complex assembly; post-chaperonin tubulin folding pathway. Gene Ontology annotation, cellular component: microtubule cytoskeleton; cytosol. The transcript has 4 exons. NCBI's taxonomy places the organism in Eukaryota, Fungi, Basidiomycota, Agaricomycetes, Polyporales, Epitheliaceae. Bases 1 to 336 code for a protein of 111 amino acids. The record is from RefSeq and is a predicted model, not a curated record.
AUGUCUGAGACUGCCGCGAUCAAGAAACAGCUGAAGAUCAAGACCGGAUCGGCCAAACGGUUGUUCAAGGAGCAAGGCCUCUACCAGAAGGAGCAGGAGGAGCUGCAGCGCAAGCUCGACAAGCGCAUCGCGGAGGACGCGGAGGACUGGGACAUCAAGAGCACGAGGCGGAGGAUGGAGGAGUCGGGCAGGAUGGUCGUCGAUUCGUCGACGCGCCUCGGCGACGUCGUCCUAGACUUGCGCGAGCUCGUGCUCGCGGCGGAGCAAGACCCGGAGCUCGCCGAGGACCCGGAGCUCAUCGCGGCGAAGGGAAUCUUGGAGGAAGUCAGCGUGUGA